CCGACGGUUAAGGAGUUUGAACACCGUUUUGAUACCCUCAAUUUACAACUACAACUUCUGCUUCACGUUUUAGCCUUUGUUGCGAUUUUACAGAUCUCUUCUCUUUUCUUGACUUUUAUGCUUAGUUAACUUUCUCUGCUGUUUUAUUACGGUUUCUUCUUCCUCUCCUUCCUUUCUUUCUUGUUCAUUUUGUUCCAUGUGUCCGGUCCAGUGGGGAUGGUUUUUGCAGGAUACGUGGAUAUCAAUUGGUUGGCCGCGGUGAGAUACAUGCGUGCCGAUUGUACAUCUCAGAAGACAAAUCUAUUCACCGAAACCUCCCCCGGAUCAACGGCAAUUUCGCAAUGGAACAUCCAUGGCAUUCUCCAACUGUUCCGUCCCACUUGAACGCUCGUACUAACAGAAGUCUUCCUGUUUUCUUUUUCUGUCUAGUCCUCCCCUCAUCUAUGAUCGUUGAGCGCCAAAGGAAAUCCUGCAAUAUGACCGUAUCUGACUUGGGCAUUUACUGUAGUCGAAGAGCAACUGGUCGUUCGUGGUUGGAUUAGCGUACUUCCUCUUUCAACCUUUGCCGAUGUGGUUCUGCCACAAAGUUUCAACUGCGAGCGAGUAGACGUCGACGUUUGUGCUCAUGUUGUUAUCGAUGACCUGUGAUUUUCACAUUCCUUCAUGUGUUUCGUACAGUCACUUGGCGGAACGUAGCAUCGCAUCGGGCGCCACCAGUGCGGCCUUUCGGGCUAUGAGAUUUCUGAUGCAGGUUGACCACGGUUCGUCACACGGGUACAAAAUCUCUGUAUUUCUUUGUUUAUGUGGAGUGAAAACCCGCAAGCACACCAAGUUGGAUUAGUGGAAUCAUUUGCACUCUACGCUUCCCUGCUUGUUAAGCUACGGCUUCUACAUCGCUUGAAUUCAUGGAAGCAUACAAGCUGUUAGUCAGAGGGGGUUGUCAAUCGCAUGAUUUACCGGCAAUUUGAAUACCUCACACACAUCUGACGAUUGCACUCGGAUCUGCGGGUGAGCUGGUUAUACGUUCUUAAACCUCUUUUUAAUCCUGCCUGAAAUAUCGAUCGUCUCAGUUUGCUUCCAGUGCCAUAAUCGGGGAACAUG
Messenger RNA from Dicrocoelium dendriticum, 1101 nucleotides. The record is from the annotation of a GenBank genome assembly. Lineage: Eukaryota; Metazoa; Platyhelminthes; Trematoda; Plagiorchiida; Dicrocoeliidae.